AUGGAGAUAGCUGUUGAGCGCUGCUCUGCAAACUCCUGCUUCACCGCCAACACGCUGUAUGGCAAGUGCUUGCGAAGUAUUGGGGGCAGUUCCUCCUGUGGGCUUGAGUCGCCCUGUGCUGCUUUCUUCGCCUCUUCAUCUACCCUUUCAUUCCCCUUCACCCCCAUGACCUGGGAUGUCAGCUCCAUCACCCAUAACCUCUUUGGAGCCUUGGAGGCUCGUGUCGACAGCGGAAUACGCAGUGGGUUCCCAAGCCCCAUUGACGACAAUGGGUGUAGUGGGGUGGUCAGCAUUAUGAGUUGGGCGCAAUGGGUUGGGGUACUCAUCUUCAUUGCAGUCCUCACCAUCGGCUCGCAAUGGUGCCCAUUGAUCUCGAGAUUUGGUGGACACGUCCUAUUCAUGACGGUGUUUGUCAGGACGCCGCAACAACAUCUAGGGCCAUGUCAGCUUAACGAGCGUCGACGGCGCAUGGAGAAGAUGACGUGGCACGUCCGCGUCAAUGCUUCCCUCCCAAUGUGCCAAGUCGUCCACACAGCAAUGACGCAUACCGUCAUUGCCAUCCACAAUAGCGCAGGUGAACACAUCACAUACCGCCAUCGUAAUGCCCGCCAACCACCGCCACGUCACUGCGUGAGCACAUCACGUCCCAUCGUAACGCCCGCCGACCACCGCCAAGUCACCGCCUUGCCUCUCUCAUUCAUGGGCGAUGACGACGCGAUAUGA
Molecule: messenger RNA, 723 nt
Organism: Laccaria bicolor S238N-H82
Lineage: Eukaryota; Fungi; Basidiomycota; Agaricomycetes; Agaricales; Hydnangiaceae
Exons: 10
Coding region: 1-723 (240 amino acids)
Source: RefSeq, a predicted model, not a curated record